Mytilus trossulus (common blue mussel) is the source of this 1854-nucleotide messenger RNA. RefSeq names its product neuronal acetylcholine receptor subunit alpha-5-like. The transcript has a single exon. Gene Ontology annotation, biological process: monoatomic ion transmembrane transport; nervous system process; signal transduction. Lineage: Eukaryota; Metazoa; Mollusca; Bivalvia; Mytilida; Mytilidae. Bases 102 to 1325 code for a protein of 407 amino acids. Gene Ontology annotation, cellular component: neuron projection; plasma membrane; synapse. The record is from RefSeq and is a predicted model, not a curated record. Gene Ontology annotation, molecular function: excitatory extracellular ligand-gated monoatomic ion channel activity; transmitter-gated monoatomic ion channel activity involved in regulation of postsynaptic membrane potential; transmembrane signaling receptor activity.
ACAAAGAACUCAAAUCCGGUGGUGUUUAAAAUUUGUAUUUAAAAUAUUGAAACGUUCAGUGUGAAAGUCAACGUUUUCAUUUCUAUCUUCCACAAUUAAAAAUGAAGAAUUAUUCACUGAUUUUCUCAUUGGUGAUUUUUGGAACAAUUAAUCCGGUAUAUACGGCUUCAUUUGCAAAUGUGUCUUCACUUUACGACGAUCUUAUAAGCAGAAGUUACAAAUAUAUCCGUCCAGAAACAGACCUUAAUACGGCCACAUCUGUUGGAUUCAAAUUCUAUCUCACAAACCUUCAAGAUUUAGAUGAAAAUACAGGACUAUUUUCUGUCGCAGGAUUUUUUAAUGUCAACUGGAGAGAUAACAAUCUUAUCUGGAAUCGGAAUUCGUACGGGGGUGGUGACACGAAAAUGAAAAUACCCACAAAACACAUAUGGACCCCACAUCUUAUUUUAGGAAAUCCGUACAAAGAAGGAGUUGUUAUUUCUUUGGAAGAUUCAACGGUAUCUCUUUAUGAAGAUGGCGAUGCUACCUGGAGCCCAGCAGACAAUUUUCAGAUGGCAUGUGACGCCGACGUGUCUUAUUUUCCCUAUGAUUCUCAGACAUGUCAAAUGAUGGUGAUUCCGUGGCAAUACGACGCAAAUGAAAUUCGCAUACUUAUUCAAUCUAACACAGUUGACACAACCUACUACAGCGAGAACCCACAAUGGGAUUAUGUUUCCUCUACGUUAUAUAAUGGAAGCAGUGUCAAUGCCUUGUACAUUUCAAUGACUUUCAAAAGAAAACCAACAUUUUUCAUGAUCAAUGUAAUAUUUCCAAUCAUUCUACUUGGAAUUUUGAACCUUUUUGUGUUUGCUCUACCGGCCGAUUCAGGGGAGCGUGUUGGUUUUAGUAUAACCCUUUUAUUGUCAAUUGCCGUUUUUAUGACGAUCGUUGCUGAUUCGUUACCAUCGACAUCAUCACCACGAUUAUCGUCAGUCGGAAUAAAACUCGUCGUCGAUUUGACCAUAAGUUCGCUGAUUGUGGUUUGCACCAUUUUAGGUCUUGUCAUUCACCAUAGAGAUGACGCAAAGCCAGUCACAUCGAUGUGGCGACGUCUUGUUAAAGCAUGUCGACCCUGUAAAAAGCGUCAAAACAAUGGGAUUCAAGUUGGACAUGCCGAAGGUGUAAAGGACACAGAAAAACUCGGUAUUCCUAAUGAUGAUAAGGAUGACGUUUCUUGGAAAGAUGUCAGUAGAUUUUUGGACAAAUGUUUUAUUGUAAUAUUCAGUGUAGUUUUAUUCCUUGCUAACCUCAGUUUCUUUAUGGACAUCGUUGCUGGGGUAAACUGACCAAGUCUACAGUACAAUUGUGUUCUGAAGCUAAUAUCAAUUAUAGAGUAAGCGAACGUCAUAAAUAAAUUAUGAAGAGACACAACAUGAAUAUGUUAAAAGGAGAAGGAAAGGAAUCUCAUUCAAGCCUUAAUUUUGUCAAAGAUUAAUUAUUGUGAUAAAAAAAAAACAUAAAUAGAAAAAGAAAAAACAAUCUUUCUUUUUUAAAAUAUCAAAAAGUUUCAUUUAUAUAUUAUGCUUUAUCAACACAAGGAAUAAGUUCAAAUAUUGAUUUAAUCAUUUUAAAAUGUUCACUAAUAAAAUAUCGUUAUAAUUUCUUGUAUCCUUCUUGACUUUCAUCUUUAAAACAUCUUAUACGUUCAGGCAUUUCACAUCCAAUCUUUUAUGGUAAUAUUUUUUACAAAGCACAAAAAUGUCAGUAUUAACCUCAAAAGCUUACAAAACCUUUAAACAUAUUUAUAGCUACGAUACUGUUGCCAGGUCAUUAAAGAUUGCAUAUUUUGGCUUUAAUAUUGAUUCACCUAUAGGG